Molecule: messenger RNA, 879 nt
Organism: Lactuca virosa
Lineage: Eukaryota; Viridiplantae; Streptophyta; Magnoliopsida; Asterales; Asteraceae
Source: the annotation of a GenBank genome assembly
AUGGGUAGGUCGGGCACCCCAGAAUUGUCUGGCAAAUUGACAAAGUUGGAGCUGGAUAAUUGUUUCUUUAAGCCACCACUUGAGUUUGAAGGAUUUCUCAAUCUUGAAGAACUUCUUCAGAAGGAUAUUGAUUUUGGGGCUAGCUUGUGUGGCACUAAGGUCAACCUACCACAACUUAAGAAGUUGUCCCUGCUUGUGUGCACAAAUGUCUGCAAUUUCAACAUUAAGGCUACAAAACUGCAGAAUUUGUCUGCAUAUGCUUGCCCUGGUGCCAUGUCGCUUCGGUUAUUGGACAGUCCAUGCCUUUCUGUGGCUAUAAUUGCUUUCGAGAAACCCAUAGAAGAUUUUGUACGAGUUGGCAAAAUGAAUUUCGCCACAAUGUUGAGUAACUUGUCAAGAGUUCAAUACUUUUAUAUCGACAGGCAUUUUCUCAAGAUUCCAAAAUUACUUCCACGUGCGAUAAGUAGUUUAAGGUGUCUGUGGUUGAUGGAUUUUCAAGUUGGUGAUGUGGAUCUACUUCAUGCUGCUCUUUGUUUGCUUCGAAACUCACCGAAUCUAGAAGAACUGUCUGCUAUGCACCCUGAGAUGGAGCCUCGAAUUGAUGUGGGACCUGCUUCAAAUCACUUGGUAUCCCCAAACUGCUUGGACUGUACAUUGAAUCGAUUGCAAACUGUGAAUAUAAAAUGUUUUGAAGGAUCAAAACCGGAACUUCUUUUUAUAAAGCUUCUUCUUGCUCAUUCUCCUUCUCUUGACAAGUUGAACAUCACACCAAGUGAGAAAACAGAUGCUCAAAAAAGAUUUGACAUUGCUAAAGAUGUGAUCCAGUUCCCUGGAGCCUCACCAAAAGAAAAAAUGUUCUACUUGAUCCCAAAGACAUAA